Molecule: messenger RNA, 879 nt
Organism: Aspergillus homomorphus CBS 101889
Lineage: Eukaryota; Fungi; Ascomycota; Eurotiomycetes; Eurotiales; Aspergillaceae
Exons: 2
Coding region: 1-879 (292 amino acids)
Cellular component (GO): intracellular anatomical structure
Molecular function (GO): protein binding
Source: RefSeq, a predicted model, not a curated record
AUGCUCGGCAGCCUGUAUAUCAAAGCAUCCCCAAUUGACACCUCCCUCGACUAUUUCAACGUGGGCACCUUCACCCGCCGUGUCACUACCAAGAGUGAAGCCGCACAGACCUGGUUCGACCGCUGCUUCAUCUGGGCCUACUCCUUCAACCAUGAAGAGGCGGAGCACUGUUUCGAGCAGGCGGCUGUGCAUGAUCCCAGCUGCGCCAUGGCAUAUUGGGGGUUGGCCUUCGCGGCGGGGCCCAAUCACAACAAGACCUGGGCAGCCUUCGACCCGAAGGACCUGAAAACCUCCUUCCCCAAAUGCCACCGUCUCGUCAAGCUAGCCGAGCAGAAGCUUCAGGACUGCAACGCCACGCCCAUCGAGCGCGCCCUCAUCCCCGCCCUGCAACACCGCUACCCGACCUCCACCGUCCCCUACGAAUUCGACACCUCCAACAAAGCCUACGCAGACGCGAUGCGCGAAGUCUACACGCAGUUCCCCACCGACCUGGACGUGCUCACCCUCUUCGCCGACGCGCUCAUGAACUGGAAACCGCGCCAGCUCUUCGUAACGCACAGCAGCCUGCUCAACGAGAGCUCACCCGUGCACGAAGUCCGCCGCGUACUAGAGACAGCACUCGCGCAGCCAGGCGGCACAAAGCACCCAGGCGCGCUGCACAUGUACAUCCACCUAAUGGAGCGGUCCGCAUGGCCGCAAACCGCCCUACAGGCUGCCAACCACCUGCAGAGCUUGGUGCCAGACGGAGGGCACAUCUGGCACAUGCCGACGCACAUCUACGUGCUGGUAGGCGACUACCGACGAUCACUAUACAACAACCUGCAAGCGACGCUGGCCGACGACAGCUUCUUCCGCACGCGCGGCGGCGAGAACUUCUAG